This is a messenger RNA of Nelumbo nucifera (sacred lotus), 1030 nucleotides long. It is a transcript of the gene LHCA4, whose product is annotated as light-harvesting chlorophyll-protein complex I subunit A4. Gene Ontology annotation, biological process: photosynthesis, light harvesting. NCBI's taxonomy places the organism in Eukaryota, Viridiplantae, Streptophyta, Magnoliopsida, Proteales, Nelumbonaceae. The record is from RefSeq and is a predicted model, not a curated record. Gene Ontology annotation, cellular component: membrane.
CAAAAGGACACACAAAAUACACUCUCAAUAGCCAAAGCCUACACCACUGCAACUCCCCCCCUCCGGAGAUCCGCUUGUUAUUUACCGGAAUUUCGAUGGCGACGGUCACAACUCAAGCUUCAGCUGUAUUCCGGCCAUGCACAUCAAGAUCAAGGUUCCUCACUGGAUCAUCCGGCAAACUCGCUAGGGAAAUCUCGGUCAAAACGGCUGCUUCGUCGUCGCCCGGUUCGUUUAAGAUCGAAGCCAAGAAGGGAGAGUGGUUGCCGGGUUUGGCCUCGCCUGGGUAUCUUAAUGGCAGCCUCCCGGGCGACAACGGGUUUGAUCCUUUGGGACUGGCAGAGGACCCCGAGAACUUGAAAUGGUUCGUCCAGGCGGAGCUUGUGAAUGGGAGAUGGGCCAUGUUGGGUGUCGCAGGAAUGCUGUUGCCCGAAAUCUUCACCAAGAUAGGCAUAAUCAAUGUACCAGCAUGGUACGACGCAGGGAAGGCUGAAUACUUUGCAUCGUCUUCGACCCUCUUCGUGAUCGAGUUCAUCUUGUUCCACUACGUGGAGAUCAGAAGGUGGCAAGACAUAAAGAACCCAGGAAGUGUGAACCAAGAUCCCAUCUUCAAGAACUACAGCUUGCCUCCCAAUGAAGUUGGAUACCCCGGCGGCAUCUUUAACCCCCUCAAUUUUGCGCCAACCAUGGAGGCCAAGGAGAAGGAGAUCGCCAAUGGGCGGUUGGCGAUGUUGGCAUUCUUGGGAUUUGUCGUCCAACACAAUGUGACCGGGAAAGGACCCUUCGACAACCUUCUACAGCAUCUCUCUGACCCGUGGCACAACACAAUUGUCCAAACGCUCAGGGGAUUCUAAAUCGAAUGGGAUACAGAGACUGUAUUUUAAUCUUUUGUAACCAUGAGUUUAUGGGAUCUGAGUGAAAUGAGAUGAGCUUCAAUGUAGAAAAAUGAAACCUUCAAUGUACAGGGGAUCUGAGAAGACAUUAUUACUGUAUUUCAAUCUACAUUUUCUUUGGCUUUAUUAUUCAUCACUUU